Molecule: messenger RNA, 2926 nt
Organism: Tachysurus fulvidraco (yellow catfish)
Lineage: Eukaryota; Metazoa; Chordata; Actinopteri; Siluriformes; Bagridae
Product: C-type mannose receptor 2-like
Exons: 9
Coding region: 24-2849 (941 amino acids)
Source: RefSeq, a predicted model, not a curated record
CAAACAGCAGAAAGCACAGAUCCAUGAGAGCCAUGAUUCGACUUCUGCUGCUUUUGGGGUUUUUCAGCCUUGGUGUCUGUUCUCCUCGUCAGUAUCAGUUCAUUAAUGAGAAUAAGACCUGGUCUGAAGCACAGAGAUACUGCAGAGAGAACUAUGUUGAUUUAGCCUCUAUUAAUAACACUGAAGAGGACUUGGCCCUUACAAACAUAAUAGACAUCUGGAACAGCAGGCGAACCUGGAUUGGACUGUAUGAUGAUCUGAACAGCUGGAAAUGGUCUCUGGAUGAUGAUUCUUUCUACAAGGAGGGAGAGAGAAGCUUUAGAAACUGGUUUAUACAGAAGCCAAGAGGCUGGUAUGAAAUGAGUUUGUGUGUGUAUUUAUCUUAUUAUGAUGGAUCUUGGUGGGAGACAUCUUGUUCCUCAAAGUUUUAUUUCGUUUGCUUUGAUGGCAGAGUGAAUGCCAGUGAAAGAUAUGUCCCGGUUUAUCAGAGAAUGGGCUGGACUGAAGCUCAGAGAUACUGCAGACAACAUUACACAGACCUGGCCAGCGUGAGGAACGACACUGAGAACCAGAAGAUUAGAUCAAUGUUUAAUAGUACAGAUUAUUCAGAUCUUUGGAUCGGCCUGUACAGAACCAUGUCUUGGUCAGAUAAAAGCAACUCUUCAUUCAGCAACUGGAAACCUGGACAACCAAAUGGUUAUGGACAGACUAAAACCUGUACUGCGGUGUCAAUUAAUUAUAAUGAUGAUUAUUUCUUUUAUUCUGAUCAUUAUUAUUAUGGGAAAUGGACUGAUGAAAACUGUGGUGGUGCUUUUCCAUUCUUCUGUUACAGCACAAUGCUACCAUUACACUCUCAUCAGUAUCACUUCAUUAAUGAGAAUAAGACCUGGACUGAAGCACAGAGAUACUGCAGAGAGAAUUACACUGACCUGGCUACUAUUGAUAACAUGGAGGAAAUGAACACACUCCUUAACACAGUAAAUGGCAGCUACUCAGGUUUAGCCUGGAUUGGACUGUAUGGUGAUGAGGACAGCUGGAGAUGGUCUCUGGAUGAUGAUGCUUUCUACCAGGAAGGAGAGAGAGACUUCAGAGGAUGGCCCCAUCAACCUGAUAACUAUAAUGGAAAUGAGAUGUGUGUUUAUGUUACAUCUGAUGGAACCUGGUCUGAUGGAAACUGUUACAAUUAUUUUCAAUUUGUUUGCUCUGAUGGAUGGAAUGGAACAAAAAAUUUCACAUUGAUUAAUCAGCCCAUGUCUUGGACACAGGCUCAGCAUUACUGCAGAGUGUAUUAUACAGACCUGGCCAGUGUGAGGAACCAAGCAGAUAAUGAACAAAUCCUUAAUCUCACAGGUGGCUUUAACACUUGGAUUGGUCUAUACAGAACCAGACUCUGGUCAGACAAACAGGAAUAUGUGUAUGAAAACUGGAGACCAGCCAUUCAGUUUAUACCUGCACAGCCAGAUAAUGGUGCAAAUGUUUAUUGGGAAUAUGGUUUUCAGCACUGCACUGCUGUAUCUCUCACAGAUUCAGGCUACUGGACAGAUGAGAGCUGCAUAACCACAAUCCCUUUUUUCUGCUAUGAGAAAUCCUGCACAGCAUCCUCAUGUUCCCUCUACCAGUAUCACUUUAUAAAUCAGAAUAAGACCUGGACUGAUGCACAGAGAUACUGUCGAGACAAAUACACUGACUUGGCCACCAUUAACAGUAUAGAAGAUGUGACAAGACUCCUUAAUACAGCCACAGCAUAUGACAUCUACUCAGGUUUAGCCUGGAUUGGACUGUAUGAUGAUCUAAAGAGCUGGAAAUGGUCUCUGGGUGAUGAUUCUUUCUACAAGAAUGGAGAGAGAAACUUUACAAACUGGUAUAUAAACAAACCAACGAACUGGUAUGGGAACAGAUUAUGUGUAGUUUUUUCGAGUUACUCUACACAAUGGAGUGAGCAGCCUUGCAAUUUUGAACUGCCAUUUAUUUGUUUUGAUGUUAUAUAUAUAUUGCAUCCAUCUCUUUUAGGUAGAGUGAAUGCCAGUCAAAGCUAUGUUUUGGUUAAACAGAACAUGAACUGGACUGAAGCUCAGAGAUACUGCAGAGAACAUUACACAGAUCUGGUCAGCGUGAGGAAUGAGACAGAGAAUUACAGGAUCAGAUUAUUAUUAAGUCAAUCUGAUUACAAUAAUUAUUAUUAUUAUUAUUAUUAUUAUUAUCAUUCUUAUUCUUAUUACCUUGUUUGGAUCGGCCUGUACAGAACCAGGUCUUGGUCAGAUCAAAGCAACUCUUCUUUCAGCAACUGGAAACUUGGACAACCAGAUAAUUAUGCACAGAAUGAAUACUGUACUGCUGUGUCAUUUACUGAUUCUGGGAAAUGGACAGAUGAAAAUUGUAGUAAAGGUUUUCCAUUCCUCUGUUACAGCACAAUGUCCUCAAACCUUUCUCAUCUGUAUCACUUUGUUAAUGAGAAUAAGACCUGGACUGAAGCACAGAGAUACUGCAGAGAGAAUUACACUGACCUGGCUACUAUUGAUAACAUGGAGGAAAUGAACACACUCCUUAACACAGUAAAUGGCAGCUACUCAGGUUUAGCCUGGAUUGGACUGUAUGAUGAUCUGAACAGUUGGAGAUGGUCUCUGGAUGAUGAUGCUUUUUACCAGGGGGGAGAGAGAGACUUCAGAGGAUGGUACCAUCAACCUGAUAACUCUAAUGGAAACGAGAUGUGUGUUUCCAUGAACAACAAAGGGGAAUGGUUUGACAAGUCUUGUAAUGACAGAAAUCUAUUUGUUUGUUAUAAUGGUAAGAAUGAUAAACUAUGUGUGUGGGAAAAUUUGUGCAGUGUUAAAAGUUGCUAUUAUAGCUGAUAUUGGCUUAUGAAUAUUAAUAAUAACAUAUAAUUUGCCUAUAGGUGACUAUCACAAUGUUUUCAAUCUUAGGUACA